UGAAAUGACCAGGCUUUUUCCAAACAGCAUAGCAUGGUUCGCAUCAGUUGCGAAGCAAAGCCGGCAAUGCUGCGAUGGAUGGAUUCCUGUGCUUUGUCUUAGUCAUCUUAGUCCGCGUCGCUGCGCUGGAUGAGCAGUGGAACCAAUUUGGAAGCUCCGCAGAUGGGCAAUUUGUUGUUGCCAUUUCCAUGAGAAAUGGUAUCUAUGUCUCGCAGGACUACGGGCGCACCUGGAUGCAUCGUGGCCAGAUCGAACUCUGCAUGUGGCCCUGCCGCCAUGGAGCUGUGGCCGUCUCCAGCGAUGGGCGUCAGAUGGUGGUGGUCAGUGGUUCCAAGGAUCACAUCCACCGCUCGGAGGACUACGGUUCCACCUGGCUGGAGCUGUCGGCGGAGACGUCGACCUUCCGCGCAGCAGCGGCCGCGAAGGAUGGACAGAUGCUCUUUGUGGGUACCGCUGGUAGCAUUUGGAAGUCCAGUGAUUCUGGUGGCACCUGGAUAGAACUCAGUGGAACCUCUGGACUUUCGUGGUGGGGCCUUACCACAUCAGCUGAUGGAAGUAAGGUAGCAGGCUUCACCCGCGAGAACUAUCACUGCACCUGCUGCGGUUGUGGCGCCAUUUGGGUCUCCUUGGACAGCGGCGAAAGCUGGACGCAGCCCGCGGCAGAUGGCAGUUUUUGGGACAUCACCGCCACAGGCGACUUCACCCGGCUCUGGGUGGCCACUCGGCGAAGCCUCGAAACCGCCAGCGUGUGGCUGUCCAGUGACUCUGGGAGUCGAUGGACGGAGCGUUUGGUCAGCAGUUCGCACGCGGCCAGCGAGCUGGGGAUUGCAGCGUCCAGGGAUGGAAAAACGCUGGCGAUUGUCUUUGAAGAAUUGGGAUACUAUCCUGGUUGGCUCUACCUCUCCUUCGACUAUGGGCUGACGUGGGCCCCGUCCAGCUUCGACGGAAGCAGCGGCUGCACCCACGUGGCUGUCUCCGAGGAUGGUCUGUGGAUGGUGAGUGGAGGAGUCUUUGGUCCGCCCUUCGUUUCCUUCGAUGCCGGCGACUCCUGGACCGCGGGUCAGCUGGGUAGCAGCACCACCACUGUGACAGACACCACGGCGACAAAGACGACGACGGAAGCUUUUCUCAUGGUCAACAACUCCAACACCACCCAAACCACCACUACUGCCACCACUACCUUCAGAUCCACCACUUUCAGCACAACCACUGAUGGCACCAGCACCAGUCGGGUGACAAGCACAACUUCAACUGCUGAAGACGAAGCUGGCACUACAACUGGCAACUUCCCUUCUCAGUAUGUUCUGGUCCUGUGCUCCUUGCUCCUCUCUCCCUGAGCCAUGCUGACGUUUGAGCCCACGUUUCCGCGUGUGCCUGUGCUUAGUGAAGAUAUCUCUUGGGGCGCAACAAAGUCUUGUGCCCUGGGCCGUUAUUCAAGAGACUUGGGAGCAAGUUCAUGUGCAAUGUGCAUAGUUUUUAGUAAUUAUUGUAAUGUGGGUAAAACAAUG
Messenger RNA from Cladocopium goreaui, 1508 nucleotides. The record is from the annotation of a GenBank genome assembly. Lineage: Eukaryota; Dinophyceae; Suessiales; Symbiodiniaceae.